AUGUACGAAUUUGUAUCUGGUGAUUUUAAGUUUCUGGCUACUGUGCGAGUACAUGACGAGCCCACUUCCUUUCCACUGGCCUUGGCUCCAUGCAGGUUGCUCCCUGUCAAAGCUUUUAGUAUUAUGGAUCAAAAAACGUGGCUUUGGAGGAAAAAAUCCUCAGAAAAGACAAUUAUAACAGCUGAGAACACCGAUCUCACUUCGAAAGAAAAUGAAGAGGUACAAGCACUUGUAGCUGAUAAAGAAGAAUUAGAGAAAGACUUGAAAAGAUUAAAUAACAAGCUUGAUUCCGCACUUUCUGACUGUAAUGCAAAAGAUGAGCUGGUGAAGAAACAAACAAAAGUUGCACAAGAAGCAAUGGCUGGUUUGAAGAAGGCAGAAGCUGAAGUGUUGUCCAUGAAGCAAGAUCUGGAUGAAGCUUUGCAGCAGCGAAUAGUUUAUGAAGAGAGAGUAGCCCACUUGGAUGGAGCUCUCAAGGAAUGUAUGCAGCAGUUACGAUUUGUUCGAGAAGAACAAGGGCAAAGGAUUCAUGAUGCAGUGAUGAAGGCUUCAAAAGAAUUUGAAAAAGAGCGCAUGGUAUUUUUGGAGAAGUUAUCUGAGACAAGUAAAAAGCUUGCAAAAGCUGAGAUUGAUAACUCUCAUCUUACUAAAUCUUUAUUUGCAAGAGAAAAUUUGAUUGAAGACCUGAAAAGGCUGUUGACUCAAGCUGAGGCAGAUCAUAGUGCACUAAUGGUUAGAUUAGAGUCCACUGAGAAGGAUAAUACCUCUCUGACAUAUGAGGUUCGUGUGCUUGAAAAGGAACUUGAGAUCCGAAAUGAGGAGAGGGAAUUUAGUCGACGGACAGCAGAUGCUUCUCACAAGCAGCACAUGGAGAGUAUUAAAAAAAUUGCCAAUUUAGAAUCCGAAUGUCAGAGGCUGCGCCUUCUGGUUCGGAAACGGUUACCAGGUCCUGCUGCCCUAGCUAAAAUGAAAAAUGAAGUUGAAAUGUUGGGACGGGAUUCAUUUGAAAUGAGGAAGAGCAAAUUGAGCUCAUCCAGUGUAGUGGUUGAAUCUUCAGUUGAUGCUUCUCCUGAGACUCCCAAUCGAAGAAUCAGUAUUUUGACCGAGCAGUUAUGUGCUAUGGAAGAAGAAAAUAAGACUUUAAAAGAAUCCCUGAAUAGAAAAAUGAAUGAGCUCCAAUUCUCUAGAGUAAUGCUUUCUCGCACAGCUUCCAAACUUUUGCAUCUUGAGUCGCAGAUUGAAGAGUUACCAAAAGGUCAAGUAACAGUGGAACAGCAUAGAAGUAACCUCGCAUCACAUGAGUUCUCUUUGGCAUCAAUAUCUGAUGCAGGCAGUGAUGACAAGGCUAGCUGUGCGGAGUCCUGGGCUUCCGCAUUGAUUUCAGAAUUGGAGCACUUUAAAGGUGGAAAGCAAAAGGAACCAUAUUCAUGCAAUAGUGUUGGAGCUUCAGACCUAAAUCUUAUGGAUGACUUUGUUGAAAUGGAAAAAUUAGCAGUGGUCUCUGUUGAAAAAGCCACUCAAAGUCCAUCUGCUUCUUUGAAAGCUGUUAAUGAGAUCAAUGGCUUCUCAGAGACUGGGACAAAGGAGAGUAUUCCUGAAGAAGAACGUAAAGAGAUCAUUCCAGUGCCUGAUCACAUUUUGACCCAGACAAGUGAGACCAUCCCGGAAGUAGUAGGUAUGGAGAUCAUUCCAGUGUCUGAUAAUCUCUCAAAGUCAAAUAAGAACACCUGUUCCAUGGACCUAUUUACGGACAUUGUUCCUGGUUGGCUUCAGGAUGUAGUAAAAAUGGUCCUGGAACAAAACCAUGUUAGUCACAAAGGCCCUGAUGAUAUACUUGAUGAUAUUAGAGUAGCUCUGAGGCAUGUGAACAAUCCCGAAUUGUGCGACUUUGAUUCAAGCAAAGGGUCUGGUCAUAUUGACAGACAGAAUCCUCCCCAGUGUAUUCAUUGCAUCUCAUGUUCAAAAAGUUCUUUGGCUGUUAAUCCAUCCGGUGAGGAAAAUAAUGCUGACAUCUUGUCUAUAAAGAGAAUAGAACCACAAUCUCAGGAAGAUCGGUGUAAAUCAAUUGGAAAGAUAAUUGAGAUUGUUGAACGAAUCAGUCUGCCUGCUGUGGAUUAUGAUAGUUCAGAUCCCUUGCACAAAGGAGAUGGGGAUAUCCUUUCCUACAAGAAUCUAGGAAUGCCAACAGGCUACAUGGUCCGUGUUUUCCAGUGGAAAACAUCUGAACUCAGUGAUGUUCUAGGGCAAUUUCUACAUGUGUGUUAUGAUUUACUGAGUGGCAAGACUGAUUAUGAAAAUUUUGCGAAAGAACUAACAACAACACUGGAUUGGAUUAUGAACCACUGCUUUUCACUUCAGGAUGUUUCUAGUAUGAGAGAUGCUAUCAAGAAACAAUUUGAUUGGGAUGAGACACGGAGUGAAGGUGAAACAGAGAAUGAGCUGACGAAUCAUUUUGCAGAGAAAGAUGAGUUGCAUCUUCCCAGACAAAACUUGUCAUCUUUCCCUGAAUUAACUACUUCACAUGGUCAUGAUUUUCAGCAUGGAGAGAUAUAUUAUAAUCAGGCAGAACUUACAAAUAUCAAAGAUAAAUUAAUCAUUGCUGAAUCCCAAAAGGAAGUCUUGGAAGGGAAGCUUCAAUCAGCUACUGAUAGGAUUGAAUCCUUAAUGAGUCAAAUCCAGCAAUCAGAGAAAACUACUGACAGCUUGAGAUUUGAGAUACAAUCCUUUAAAGAAUCCAACGGAAAGCUUGAGAAGGAAAUAAGAAAUCAGAAACUCAUUAAUUCAAAUCUUGAUGCACAGCAUACAGAAGCAGAAUUAAAAGCGGCUAAUGACAAGGUUUUGGCUUUAGAAGUGGAACUGGAGAAUAAGAACAGCAAUUAUGAAGAAUUAGAGGCCAAAUGUCUUGAAUUGCAGCUCCAGCUUGAAAGCAUCUCAAAGGAGUGCUCCAACCGUGACAUUAGUGAGAAAGAUAAGCCACUGCGUAAUGACUGGGAGAUAACAGCUGCUUCAGAAAAGUUGGCAGAGUGUCAAGAAACCAUCCUUAAUCUUGGAAAGCAGUUGAAAGCAAUGGCUGCACCAAAGGAUGCAUCCCUUUUUGAAAAUGUUGUUACCACCCAAUUUAAUACAAUUACCAACACUGCCGCCACCACCAUUACCACGGCUAAUGUGGAUCCAAGUCCUACCCUUCCGAAAGUCUUAAAAGUGAAAAAUCGGUCCCUACUUGACCAGAUGCUAGCUGAUGAUACUAUAGCCAAGGUUCCCAAAGCAAGUGAUGGCAACUCCAACCUCAUCAUUCCCCGCGUUAUAGAGCCCCUAGAAAAGAUUUUAGUUUUGAACGGUGUUAAAGGUCAUGAAGACAGAAGUACUGAUAAUUCUUUGGCAGUUGUAUCCGCUAAGAGACGAGGAAGUGGAAGUUUGUGGAGGAAGUUAUUAAGGAUAAAGAAGAGAAGUGCCAGCAUGAAAACAUCCCUCUAG
Messenger RNA from Sphenostylis stenocarpa, 3474 nucleotides. The record is from the annotation of a GenBank genome assembly. NCBI's taxonomy places the organism in Eukaryota, Viridiplantae, Streptophyta, Magnoliopsida, Fabales, Fabaceae.